ACACCUAUUUUCAGUAUUCAGAGGCCACUCGUCCCCAUGAGGUCAAUUUCCAAUCCAUCAGCGGUGGAUCGCCGAAUAUAGCCUACCUGAUGGAGGAGUACCUGGUUCGAAAGCCAGAUCCAUCACCAAUAGAGCAUUUGCGCAAGGAGCUUGAUCGAUUGUUUGGCAAACUGAAGCUGCUGGAACCGCGUAAGGCUGCUGGGUGCAUGAAGCGUCUGAUUGUCCAAAGCCAGCUGAUGUUGCGUCAAAAUGCAAUUAGUGCACAGGACAACCAGCCUCUGGUGUUAGAUGGCAACCGCAACCAACCACGGUGACGUUCGACAUCAGACGACGCUGUUCAUUGUGGUCUCUGUGGCCAGCCAACUUACCCUGCUGAUUGGUGGUGUCAACCCGAUCGACUUUCAUAUCACCGCUAUUGCUGCGGCAAUGAGCCCUGCCCUCUGUGUGGAGAAAAUCUUCUGUCGCGUCCACCAAACGUUUACGAAGGUCCCAGCAGGUGGGGAAUCAGAAGCAGAUAUGGAUACUUCUGCGCCACUGGAAUCCGUGGUUGUAAACUCUUCUGAAUUGUCUUCACGUGAGGUACCUACCGCGGGCGGUGCGGGGUGGAGUACAUGCAGAAUGUCUCCUUCGGAAAAGCCGCAUGUUACUGUUCACGGCGAAAACGCCAAGGCACACAAAGAUCUUCAUGCUGGUGUAGUCGACCUCAUACUGCGCAUCUUUUCACUAACAUGUGACGAGCAAUCCCGCGGUGGAGUGCUGUUAAGGGGCUCUGAUGGGGUUGUCCUCAUAUGCCUCACUGACAACCCUUUUCAAGAGGCAACCGAAAAUAACCCCAGUACCCGAUUCUAUGCUGCCAUGUGCUUUGAUCUCCUGUCUACUGCUCUGUUUCAAAUUCGAUCCGCUGCCUACCAGGCGUUGGGAAACGCAAGCAAAAAUUCAAUGAAUAUGCCAAAUUUCUUUCAAAUGGAAUACCUCACGAUUUGUAUCUCCAAGUUGCGUGAGGAAAAAGAACGUCAAAAUUCCACAAAGACAGGUGAUUCCAACAGUUACCUGGUGACAGAACUGUUAGAAGAGCUUAGCCGCCAGUUGUACCUUCACAUCCGACUUAUCCUCAAAGGUCUUUUCACCAACACACAAUCUGUCAGGCAGGUUUCGCAUACUCCUGGUGAUCCUUGGCUUGCUUCUGAGUUGAUCGAAUCACCCCUGAUUCGUCUGGUUAUCCCUGGCAUUCUCCCUGUUUGUGCCUCUCUGUGGACUUUGGCGAAUGCUCAUGCCUACGGGCAACCUCUCCAUUCCGUCAUCACAGAAGAACGCUUGGAGCCACCGCCGGGCGCGGAUGAAGUUCUGUGUAGUCUACUCGGUGAGCUUCAGCUAGAGUUGGCCACACAAAAGCAGGCUUCUUCCUUGGGAUGCGCACUUGAAUAUCCCAUGCAGAGGAUUGUCAAACUACCCUGUUGGAACCCACCGUCCGUCAAUUCAUCGGCAAUCGAGGGUCGUACUAUGGAACGACUCAGUUUCCUUGGCCCCUUUUUCGCUGCAUCUGUGUUUGCCGACGAUGAUAUUGUCAAACUACCCUGUUGGAACCCACCGUCCGUCAAUUCAUCGGCAAUCGAGGGUCGUACUAUGGAACGACUCAGUUUCCUUGGCCCCUUUUUCGCUGCAUCUGUGUUUGCCGACGAUGAUCCGACUGUAGUGGAAACCGCAUUUCCGAAAUCCACGCAUUUGGAACAUGAAGCGGAGCGAACCACUCAAGCACUUCGGUUGUCCUACGACUUGAUUUGGAAUCAGCAGUUCAGUCUUGUCAAAACGUUAUUGGGCAAACUCACCCGAACCGAAAUGCUCGACUACCUAACCAAUGUCCUGCGGGCUAAUGCAGACCACGCGAAAAUCCAAUGCGAUCAUCGUUUCCUCAGUGGUGAGGGUUUCAUGCUCAAUAUUUCUGUCCUGUUCCAACGUCUCUGUAUCCCGAUCAAUGUGGACUCGGUUGAUUCGCGCUACCUGUUUCAUCCUAAUUGUCGCUGGGAUCUGAAGGACGUCACACGAAUCAAUGGUAGCCGGGAAGCAGUGAUGGCUUUCGAGAGACGCCUCGAUGCCGAAGUUCGCGCAGACGGCGGGUGGCCGGCACUCAACUUCUCCACCGAGUGUUUCUUUCUCACUGCUUGGGCAAUGCAGCUUGGCUUUCAGGCGAGUAUACGUAAAUAUCAACGUCGACUUCAGGUUAUAGCCGAUUUAACCCGAAAUAUCAAGCUUCUGUCUGCCAGUCGUGGUCAGUGGGCUGGACCAAACAGCCCCGCGGCACAAAUUCGAGCUAAUGAAACAAUUUUGGAACGAUGGAACAAUGAGUUGGAACGUCAAGAACGGUCAAAACUCUGCUGCAAUGUGGUCCUCUUGCAUCGCGGUCUACUUCAGGCCGUGUCCGUCUACUACGCCAGUCUGUCCAAACUGCUCCUCCGUGUUGCCGACCAUCAACCUGUUUCCGGUUUAUCGGCUAGCAGCACAGCCCCUGAACUUUUUGCCUUCAUGCCCGAAUGCCUUUUGGAUGAAAUUUCCAACUACCUUGUAUUUGUUCUCAGGAAUUUCUCCAAUACCCCCAUCCCGCCGAUCGAUCGUUCUUCUCAGAAUAUGCUUGUCACUCUAGUUUUAUUUGUGAUUUGUCAUGCUCACUUCAUUCGCAACCCGUAUCUUGUGGCAAAAUUUAUAGAGUUCUACAUCAACGUGGAGUCCACAGGUGCUACCAAUGAGUUCUAUGACAAGUUUUCCAUCCGAUACAACAUCUCCACGAUAUUUAUCACAUGGUGGCGCGAAGGUUUUCUCAAAACUCUGUUCAUUCGAGAAGCUGAAUCGAAUGAACAGGAGUUUAUCAAAUUCACUAAUCGCGUCAUCAAUGACAUGUCAUUCUUACUCGAAGAAGCUCUGGAUGGCCUAAAGCGUGUACGUGAGCUGCAAGAUUUGCGAAACGAUACGGUUCGUUGGUCCGAAUUACCGCGACAGCAACAGAUUACUCAUAUGGGUGAAUUGGAAACGCACGAACGUCAGGUUCGGUCCUAUUUGACCCUUGCCAAUCAGACUGUGAACAUGCUGUUUUACUUGACCUCUGAAAUACAAGCACCCUUCCUCCGACCAGAAAUAGUCGAUAAGUUGGCUGCCAUGCUCAAUUUCAAUUUGGUUCAGCUUUGCGGCCCCAAGUGUAGCUCACUCAAGGUCCGCAAUCCGGACUCCUACGGAUGGGCACCGAAAACACUCCUGGCGCAAAUCGUAUCCAUCUAUCGACAUCUGGACACCGAGGAUGGACAAUUUGCUCUUGCUGUGGCCAAAGACGACCGGUGUUAUUCGCACGACCUGUUUGCCCAGGCGCACUCCCUCAUGUCUCGCCACGGGAUACAAACCCCCAAUGAGCUUGACAUGUUUGCUCGCCUCGGCGAAAAGGUUGAGGAACUCGCACGCAAUAGAACUGAAGUGGAUUACGGAGAAAUACCCACUGAGUUCUGUGAUACAUUGAUAAGCACUUUGAUGGACGAUCCAGUCAUGUUGCCCCAGUCCCAGGCCGUGGUUGAUCGCAGCACCAUUAUGCGGCACUUGUUGAACCAAGAAACUGACCCGUUCAACCGGAUGCCACUUACAGAGAGCGAUCUCAUCCCAUUACCUGAUUUGAAGGCUCGUAUCGUUGCCUGGAAAGCAGAACGUGAGGCCCUAUGGAGGACUGCCAGACAACAGCGGAAACAAAAUGAUACCAAACAAGAGGAAACAAUGUGAUCACAGUUCGGCCUGAACUGUCUACUUCUGUGCUGCAUUGUAUCAUCUAGGUACUCUGAUUUUUGGCCUUGUGCAGUUUUUUCUAGCAUUCAGCAGCAAACCAAGAACCAUCUUCAAUGCAAAGCCAGAACUACCUGAUUUACUCAUAAAGGACUUUCUGGCUUUCACGUAUACCGACAUGCAAGUACUACACCCCCCACUCCCCGUGGGGAAGGCAUUUGUGCCACCUCCAAGCUGUGUAUGUAUGUGACCAACUGUGGGAAAGUUCCACAGGUUUUUGAUGCCCAUUUCUUUGUUAAUUAUUACUGAAUAUCUUGUCCACCCUUGGAAAUGUCCCAGUACACACACCGCAUUAAAGCCUUUCACACCACCUUAGCCAUUUUAUCUUUUAGUUCAGUUGCUGCUGCAACGCCAGUGGUUGCUUGCUCCCCUUU
Messenger RNA from Opisthorchis viverrini, 4187 nucleotides. RefSeq lists its product as hypothetical. Gene Ontology annotation, molecular function: ubiquitin-ubiquitin ligase activity. Bases 289 to 3753 code for a protein of 1154 amino acids. The record is from RefSeq and is a predicted model, not a curated record. Lineage: Eukaryota; Metazoa; Platyhelminthes; Trematoda; Opisthorchiida; Opisthorchiidae. Gene Ontology annotation, cellular component: cytoplasm; nucleus; ubiquitin ligase complex. Gene Ontology annotation, biological process: protein polyubiquitination. The transcript is spliced from 20 exons.